AUGCCGUCAGCAGUUGCCAGGGAAACGCCGGGGUUGGGGUGGGCAGCAGGGCCCUGUGCCCUGCCUGGCUCGGUGGGGACACACAGCCUCACCCCUCCGCCCCCUCCAGAUUCCUUCUGGACCCGCAACUCCUUUGAGACAGACUCAGACCUGCCUGCAGGAUGGAUGCGGGUGCAGGACACCUCGGGCACCUAUUAUUGGCACAUCCCCACUGGCACCACGCAGUGGGAGCCACCAGCAGGGCUGGCGCGUGGCUCAGGGGGCAGCACCCCCUGCGAGGAGCAGUCGCUCGCCUGGACUGGCUUUGCCCCAGUUGAGCGCUUUGAUGACAGCGACUUCUGGAAGGACCCCACAGCUGAGGAGGAGGUGGACGGUGAGCCUGGAACACAGGAUGUGGAGCCACCGGCACCGGACCCGGCCUCGCUGGGCGGCAGCAUGACUCUGGCCGAAGAGGACGAGCCUGGCUCU
Meleagris gallopavo (turkey) is the source of this 468-nucleotide messenger RNA. NCBI's taxonomy places the organism in Eukaryota, Metazoa, Chordata, Aves, Galliformes, Phasianidae. The record is from RefSeq and is a predicted model, not a curated record.